This is a messenger RNA of Coffea eugenioides, 1287 nucleotides long. RefSeq lists its product as uncharacterized. The transcript has a single exon. Gene Ontology annotation, molecular function: nucleic acid binding; zinc ion binding. NCBI's taxonomy places the organism in Eukaryota, Viridiplantae, Streptophyta, Magnoliopsida, Gentianales, Rubiaceae. Bases 1 to 1287 code for a protein of 428 amino acids. The record is from RefSeq and is a predicted model, not a curated record.
AUGAAGGUAAGGAGGUUUGUACAGGGGCUCAAUGUAGAGAUACAGGAGGCCUUAGCGGCGGCCCAGAUUAACACUUUUACUGAGGUUUUGGAAAAGGCCCAGAGAAUAGAGAUUGUCAGGGCACUAGUGAGAAAUUUUCAUGCAAAACGGAAAGGGGCGCCUGGUGGAAAUCAAAGGCCGGCACAUAGUGAUCGAAACAUGCCACCCUCUAAAGUCGGUCGUGGAGCUGGAGGUGGAAGGUUUACGGGUACUUCGAGGGGAGGUACGCCGAUGGGAGCCCAAAGUGGAAGAGGACAGGGGAGAGGUGGUCCACAGGGAGGCCAGACCUCCGCUUCCCGAGUAUCGUGUGGAUAUUGUGGGAAAUCAAAUCAUAUCGAGGAUAACUGUUGGAGAAAAGCUCGAAAGUGUUUAAGGUGUGGGAGUACAGAGCACCAGAUUGCAAAUUGCCCACUAAUCAGCGAUACUCAGUUGGCUGGCAAAUCAAACCCGAAACCGACCAAUGUAGGAGGGACCAGGUCGAGGGUGCCAGCCAGAGUGUACUCAUUGGACCAGCAAUCGAUACCUGAGCUGACGGAGGUAGUGGAAUGUACGAUUCCUGUUUUCCAUUGUUUAGCCAAAAUUUUGAUAGAUCCUAGUGCCACCCAUUCUUUUGUUAGCCCCACCUUUAUGCUUGGAAUUGACGUGAAAGUUGAAAGGCUACCUUAUGACUUAGAAGUAAGAACACCUACGGGUAAUCAAACUUUGCUUGCGAAUGAGGUGUAUAGAAACUGCGAUAUUUGGGUUGGUGAGCGGAAAUUAGUGGUUGACCUCAUAAGUCUAGCCAUUAAGGGGUACGAGGUUAUUUUAGGCAUGGAUUGGCUAGUUCAUUAUCAUGCUCGGGUAGAUUGUAGGAUGAAGGUGGUCGAGUUUUACAUACCGGGUGAGGCAAUUCUAAAGCUAGAUGUGAGGGGUAUGUUAGUCUCGUCUGUGCUCAUUUCGGGAAUAAGGGCUAGAAAAUUGCUUAGUCAUGGGGCACGGGGGUACCUAGCUUUUCUGGUUAACGCCCUAGGAGAAAAGAUUAAGCUAGAAGAUAUGUCGGUGAUCAAUGAGUAUCUAGACGUGUUCCCAGAAGAGUUGGCGUCAUUGCCACCCGAAAGAGAGAUUGAAUUUAAAGUUGACUUAGCACCUGGGACUACACCCAUUUCGAAAACCCCUUAUCCGAUGGUACCCGCUAAACUUAAGGAGUUAAAAUUUCAGUUGCAAGACUUGCUAGAACGGGGAUUCAUACACGAGAGCGAGUCACCAUAG